Cydia pomonella (codling moth) is the source of this 3400-nucleotide messenger RNA. RefSeq names its product protein artichoke-like. Gene Ontology annotation, cellular component: plasma membrane. The transcript is spliced from 2 exons. Lineage: Eukaryota; Metazoa; Arthropoda; Insecta; Lepidoptera; Tortricidae. Gene Ontology annotation, molecular function: protein binding. The record is from RefSeq and is a predicted model, not a curated record. Bases 443 to 2923 code for a protein of 826 amino acids.
AGCAUAGGUUUUACCCUAGUUUUGUUCUAUGAGAUUUGGCUAGAGGGCUAGCAUUAGGUCAUAUAAUUCAAAAAAAAAAACAAGUUUUUGACAUUAUUCGUAGGAUUGACGGGAAAAAUCUAUCCUGAUAUCAUCUGUAAAAUACUUCGACCGGCCAACCCUAUUCAGUUCCCACAAACAUUGCGCCGUAUAGCGCCAUCUCACCUUUCAAACACUGCACGAUUUUAUCUUAAACUUUACACUUCUUCUACAACAAACAACUCUUUACAACACAACAAGGCCCUCGGUCUCAUAUCACCGUCAUUCGGACAGUUGCACCGCCACUGUUGACAGUCAGGUCAUUUGAUAGCCAUUCAAAUAACAAUAAUUAUCAAUUAGUACCUAAUUUAUUUGUUGAAAUAUCGGGCAGUGCCGGUUUUAGUUGCCAUAUGAAGAGGAUAAAAUGGAUAACACAGCAAAAGCAACCUUAAUACUGACGCUACUGGUCGCUACAGGCCCUCCAGUAGACAGCGACUGCAACAUCCAUGAGGUCGUCGACGACUCGCCCUGUGGCGGCCACCUCGUCUGCACCCGCGACCUCAGUGAUGCGAUCAGCCUCAUAGUCCAAAUGCCCUGCGUCUACUUAUACAACGAUUACUCAGAAGAACACAUCUUUCAUCAGAACUUUAGCAUCUCCGUUGAGGCAACAGAUUUCGACUUCAGCGCCAAUGACUCGUCAAUUAUAAGCGAGCUAAACGGUCAUAUAAAGACCAUCUCGAUAACGAACGGAAGAAUCAAGAAGUUUCCAGAAGCUGUUUUAAAUUUACGACAAGCGACGAUAGUUGAUCUCUCUAGCAACAGUAUUGCCUCUUUAAAUCUAGCGGCAUUCGCAAGACCGAGUAUGAUAAACGUGCUUAAUAUGUCCUAUAAUAAUAUAGAACGUUUAGACGCCCAGAUAGGUUGGCCUAGCUCCUGGCAGUUACCAGUUAUCACGAUCGAUUUUAGCCAUAAUAAUAUCCAAGGUGUGCUACAGAACAACAUCGCACCCUAUGUAACAUUAAGACAUUUGAGUUUAUCUUACAAUUACAUAGAAUCGUUCAAUGAAGAUACGUUUAGUAAUCUGACAGGAUUGCUAACAUUAGACAUUUCGAAUAACAAGAUUUUCAAGCUUGACUCUUCACUAGCUGGUCUAGUAAGUUUACAAGUAUUGUAUUUACAACACAACGAUUUAACGCAUUUAAAUAAGGAUAACUUUCAUAGCUUGUUCGCUUUGAAAUAUCUCAAUAUCAGCUCCAAUAGUUUAAAAAGUAUUGAGAGCUCUUCUUUCAACUCUUUGAGUUCUUUGACGCAACUGGACUUAAGUAACAACAAUAUUGCGGCCAUUUUGAAAUCAACGUUUCAGAAUAACAGUGUUCUAUAUUCACUCGAUGUGUCAUUUAAUAAAAUUUCGAAAAUAGAGUCAGGAGCCUUUGCAGGCGCGCAUAUCACCGAUUUAAAACUACAUAACAAUACUUUAGCAGGCUACUUAGAUACUGACGCCUUUAAUGGUCUAUACUUUAAAAAGUUGGACCUUAGCGACGCGGACAUAGGGGAGCUGGGGCCAGAUCUAUUUGGACCUCAUCCUUCAUUCCAAUCACUUGAUUUCAGCAAAAAUUUUAUAUCCAAAAUAAGUAAGACUACAUUUAGAAACCUCGACUAUUUAGAGGAACUAGACCUAUCGUUUAACAAACUACGAAGCAUAGAUUUUGAUACAACCGGUCUGAAGAACUUGAGUCAUUUUUACAUCAAUAAUAACACCAUAACACAAAUCCGAAGGGAUACUUUCAAACCUCUCACUUCGCUGCAAAUUAUUGACCUGUCUAAUAAUGCCAUCGAAGAUAUACAAACACUAUCGUUUAACAAUUUAAAAAUUCUGCAAAAAUUAAAUUUAAGAAAUAAUCCUAUCACUGAUAUCUUUCAACGCACGUUUAAUGGGUUGUCCUCAUGUUACGAUUUAGAUCUCUCGGGAUCUAACAUCAAAACCCUUCAGAACAACUCGUUCAACGGAAUGGGAUCAUUAAAUAAACUCAACUUGUCACACAGUAAUAUAAAACUAUUAGAGUUUAACGUUUUCAAUGGCACUGGGGCAAUAGAAUUUUUAGAUUUAUCGUUCAACCAGAUUGAAUCAUUUUCCAUAAACAGUACAAAUUUAAAACUGCAACAGAUACUGAUAACUUCCAAUGUUAUUGCAUCUAUAAGCAACAUUUAUUUUCAAAAGCAGCGUAGUGUAACUUUAAUUGAUAUCAGUUAUAAUAAAAUAUCAUACAUUCAGCCAGGAUCCUUUAUUGACUGUGAAUUUCUUUACAGUUUAAAUUUAAACAAUAAUUAUUUGUCAUUUCUUCAAUUUGGCGUAUUUGAAGGUAUGGAGCGUUUAAGAAUAAUUAACUUAUCGAAUAACAGAUUUCACAGAUUUGAUGGAAAAAUAUUUUACGAACUACAAAAUGUACAAGCUGUUUAUCUUGACAACAAUUUUAUAGACAAAAUUAAUUUCACUGAAUUUUCUGGUGUGACUACCUUAUCUAUAGGAGGUAACCCGUUAAUAUGUGAUAUGUUGAUGAAGUUUACACAUGAGCGAACCCAGCCUUCUCUGAGAGCGAUAUCCCCAAAUUUCGUCACAGAAAAUGUAAAUGGAAUAACAUGUAAAAGUGAGACUGAGAUAAACAAUAAUACACAAGAUAGUGACAAUAAAAUUUUGCUCUCGGGAAAUGAAAAUCUAGAAAAACUUGUCAACGUCACAAACAGAUAUUUGGCGGCCAACUUUGGCACGCUGUUGUGCGCAAUGCUCGCAGUGUUAUGUUUUUUGGUUUACCUUAAAUUUAGAAAUAAGCUGACACGUAGCAGGGUAGUCUCAUCUAGUACAGAAAUUUUGUCGAAUGCUAUGGAGUUAGAGAGUAAUCAAGAUUAAUAUUGAGGUAUACAUGAAGUACCUAAUAUCGUGACUGUAAUGUGUAGGUGUGCUACCUGCAGAAUCGGCAUCAGGUUGAUUCAGCCUGAUACAUGUAUGCGUAAUUGUGAAGUUAACUAAUUGCCAUAGAGAGCGGUAGACGAUAUUUCUAAUUCCGGGUUGGAUAAGGACCGACCGUUACCUAUAUACUAAUGAGAAUGAUUUAUCAGCAUACGUGAGCUAACUCGGGGCGUGAAUACUAAAACGAUGAUUUAUAUAAAUUUUAACCCUUAAUUUAAAAAUAUCCUUAACCAUUUUUACUUGCACCAGACUGAAACAUGUAAACUUUAGGACUCUUUUACACUAGCGCGUUGCGAGUGAGUUGAGCGCGCAACGGGUGUGUCAUAGGUCCCUUUGUAUAUAAGUAGGUACAUGAAAGUUAUGUAAAAUGUAACAUUUUUUAAGGUGAAAAUUAAAUAAAUUAAAAAUGUUUUUUUU